Molecule: messenger RNA, 2232 nt
Organism: Mercurialis annua (annual mercury)
Lineage: Eukaryota; Viridiplantae; Streptophyta; Magnoliopsida; Malpighiales; Euphorbiaceae
Product: protein NUCLEAR FUSION DEFECTIVE 4
Exons: 3
Coding region: 164-1861 (565 amino acids)
Cellular component (GO): membrane
Source: RefSeq, a predicted model, not a curated record
UGCCUACAGUCUGAAUCCUAAAAGCAAGAAACUGUCCCCUUUUCCAGUCACUUUCACAACAUCCAUGUCCAACCCAACACAAACCACAAUAUAUACUUAACACCAAACCACCAUUUCCAACCCAUAAACCAAACCCCAACUCCAAAAACCAGCCACCGCCACCAUGCCAAAAAUAGUAGUAAAAGCAGGAAGCAGACCACCGUGGGUAGGCUUAGCAGCAGCAGCUUGGGUGCAAGUCUGUGCAGGAAAUGCUUACAACUUCCCACUUUACUCAACUGCACUUAAGUCAGUUCUUGGUUAUAAUCAGCAGCAACUUACAAUUCUUGGGGUGGCUAAUGAUAUUGGUGAAAAUGUUGGUUUGAUCCCUGGAAUUGUUAUUAAUAAGUUCCCUCCUUGGGCUGUUUUGUUUGUGGGGGUUGUAUCUUGCUUGUUUGGGUAUGGUGUUCUUUGGCUUGCUGUUAGUGGGACUGUCUCUGGCUUGCCUUAUUGGUUGCUAUUUGUCGCGCUUGUUGUUGCCACGAAUAGCAAUGCAUGGUUUGGCACAGCUGUGCUUGUAACCAAUAUGAGAAACUUCCCUCUCAGCAGAGGCACGGUUUCUGGAAUUCUCAAAGGUUAUGUUGGACUCUCUGCUUCGGUAUAUACACUGCUAUUUAAUGUGGCACUUGAUAAAUCUGCUACAAAGCUUCUGCUGUUCCUCACAGUUGGCAUCCCGAUUAUAUGUCUAGCGAUGAUGUACUUUAUUCGACCCUGCACUCCUGCUUCUGGAGAAGAAGACUCUUCAGAGCAUGUCCAUUUUGUUUUUACACAAGCAGCAAAUGUUGUGCUUGCAAUUUAUCUUGUCACCGCCACUAUAGUGAGUGAUGUGAUCUCUCUAAGUAGUGCUGUUUCCUACGUAUUAAUUGCCGUAAUGGUCAUUUUUCUGAUAUCUCCUCUAGCAAUCCCUAUUAAAAUGACUCUUUUUCCCGCACCCAAGAAGGCUCUCCCGGCAACUGACUCUUCAGAUCAUUUAGUUCCGUCGGAGGGUGAAUCAGCCCUAACAGAUACUUUGCUGACACCAUCUUCAUCAGCUACACAUCUUGGAAGUUUUCUUGAUAAUGAUUAUUCUUCUGAUAUGGAAACACUGUUAGCCGUGGGAGAGGGAGCAGUGAAGAAGAAGAGGAAACCUAAGCGAGGCGAGGAUUUUACAUUUCGUGAAGCUAUGAUUAAGGCUGAUUUCUGGCUUCUUUGGGUGGUGUAUUUUCUUGGUGUUGGUGCUGGAGUCACCAUUCUUAAUAAUUUGGCUCAGAUUGGGGUUGCGUUUGGUCUUGAUGAUACCACCAAAGUGCUUGCUCUCUUCAGCUUUUGCAAUUUCGUCGGCCGUCUUGGUUCCGGUGCUGUUUCUGAACACUUUGUCAGGUCGAGAGCACUUCCUAGAACCGUUUGGAUGACGUGUGCACUAGUAAUCAUGACCAUGACACUGAUCCUUUUUGCAUUUGAUCUCAAUGGCAUUCUUUAUGUCGCAGCUGCUCUGAUUGGUGUCGCCUACGGGAUUCUAUAUUCUGUAAUGGUACCAACUGCCUCCGAGCUUUUCGGAUUGAAGCAUUUUGGCAUAAUUUACACAACUAUGUUGCUAGGCAAUCCUGCUGGUGCAUUACUUUUCUCAGGGCUGCUUGCCGGUCAUGUGUAUGACGCGGAAGCUGCUAAGCAAGGAAGCUCCACCUGUAUAGGUGUUGAUUGCUUCAAGUUGACAUUCCUAGCUCUUGCCAGCCUCUGUGGGUUAGGCACCAUCCUGAGCGUAAUCCUGACAGUUAGAAUACGGCCUGUAUACCAAAUGCUGUAUGCAGGGGGUUCUUUUCGUCUACCACAUUCUUCUGGUCAUUGAGGAGAAUUUUAUUACUUCUCUAAUUAAAACUGAGAUAUACUUAUUUUGCGGAGUUUAUAUUCCGAUACUACCAUAGGAAGUAGCUUCGAUCGGCCACAAACUAUGAUGCGGGUUUCAGACUUCUGACAUAUUGAUCUUCAUCCCCUGGUAUGAAUCUGUUGUUUUGUGACUUGAAAAAUUAUUGGGUAGAUGUUUUCAACUUACCUGAAUGCCCUUUAAUGUAUGAUUUGGCUUAUGUAUUAAUAAUAUAUUUUUAUAAUCUAGUGGUACGGGCAUUAUGUUCAAAUUUGGAAAUUUUAAAUUCGGAUGUCCCUCUCGAGUUGUAAUCCAAAAAAUGAUAAUUAUAUUAUAUAAUUUAUAUCUAAAUGUUA